UAGGGAGAGGAGACCCUCACGGGGUGAGGGAUAGACUUGGGUUCACUUUUCCCUUACACCUUUGGGUAUGUGCCUGGAUCCUGAUCCUCCUUUCUGUGUAUGGGCUUGGGUCCCCGAUUCCCUAUCCUUUUUUUGGCUAUGGGCCCAGGUCCCCAAUUCUCCACACCCUGGCUAUCUGCUUGGGUCUCUAUUCCCACCCAGCGAUGAUUUUUAGUUCCUUCCCCGAUAUCCUUUCCUCCCUAAAAAAGAUACCCCGACAUAUCAUGGACCCCAACCCUAAUAAAAAUAAAGUAUUUAAAAUUUUCUUUAAAAAUUAAUGAAGAUUAAAAAGGCCAUAUACUUUUUUUGUUGUGUUUAUUUUUUUAAAUUUGUUGCUAGACAAAUUUUUAUUUUUAAUUCACUUUGUUCUUUAAAUAUUUUUAUUAAAUUUUUAUUUUUAAAUUUUUAAAAAUGGCUACUUUACUUUGUUCAAUUUGUGGUCAACAACCUGAAGUCCCUGUUGUGUCACCCGUUUCUGGAAAAAUUUUUGAAAAGCGUUUGAUUGUGAAAUAUAUUGAAGAAAAUGGUACUGAUCCAAUUAAUGGAGGAAAGUUGGAAGUUUCUCAGGUUUUUUUUUAA
This is a messenger RNA of Meloidogyne enterolobii, 618 nucleotides long. Lineage: Eukaryota; Metazoa; Nematoda; Chromadorea; Rhabditida; Meloidogynidae. The record is from the annotation of a GenBank genome assembly.